AUGCAUAGUCCACCUGAGUACUAUCCAUUGUCCAGCGACGAGUCCAAGCGGCUCACAGGCGAUGAAGUGGACGAUCAGGUGCUACCCCAUGCAAGAAAACCGUAUCCAUGUAUAUGGUUCCUCCACAUUAUGAUCUUCUCCUUGUGCAUAUGUAUAGCGGUGUCGGGAUGGAUAUGGCACCCAGUCCCUACCGACCUUGAUUGUGCCAAGAAGCUUUCGCCGUACUCACCCUUAGUUGGUCUUGUUGAGUACGAGGAUGUAAGGUUUCAAGGUGAUUUGCAUGAUGUGAACCCAUGGAAAGGAGCACCCAGCCCAGCUCUGGAUGAGGCAUGGGAGAACAUCACACACAUCUCUGCGGAUGACAUGCUUCGCAUGAAGAAGCCAUUGACUCAAGUCAAAGCUCCCCCAGCUCUUGGUGACGGUUAUGUUGGUGGGAUUGAAGUAUUUCACCAGCUCCAUUGCUUGAAUCUUGUCCGGCAAUACACUUAUUACGAUUACUACAUGCAGCCUGAAAAUCAACCACUCUCGUUUCGUUCCUCACCAGGGAUGAUCCGCGCGCACACUGCAGAUCAUUGCAUAGACAUACUAAGGCAGGUGGUUCAGUGUAACGGGGACGCUGGAGUCUUGACAAGGAGUUGGGUUAAGGGAAACAAUAAAUCACAACCUGACUUUGGCACCUGGCACAAAUGCCGCAAGAUUCAGCCUUUAUAG
Messenger RNA from Aspergillus vadensis CBS 113365, 711 nucleotides. Its product is annotated as oxidase ustYa family protein. The transcript has 5 exons. Gene Ontology annotation, biological process: mycotoxin biosynthetic process. Lineage: Eukaryota; Fungi; Ascomycota; Eurotiomycetes; Eurotiales; Aspergillaceae. Bases 1 to 711 code for a protein of 236 amino acids. The record is from RefSeq and is a predicted model, not a curated record.